AUGCAGCGUACUGAUGGUGUCUCCGUCAUGCGUCGACGCGGUCCCAAGCCGCUGCUUUCGGUGGAGCACGAGACGCAGCUUGUGCAGUGGGUGCUAGCGCAGCAGAGUGCAGGACAGCGCAUGUCACGCGACGACGUCAUCGCGCAGGCCCAAGAAAUACUUCGACAAGACGAAACUCCACCUCAACACGAACAGGAUACCAAACCAACGCAAAAGCUUGGUAUGGGCUGGUGCAACCGCUUCAUAGCGAGAUAUCCAGAGCUCAGUUUGCGCUCCGGAGGCUCACAGCAAGCAGUUCCUGCUACAAACGAGGAAUCUAUUGCAAAAAAUGCGAUAAGCGAGUCUAUUGUGCCUGGUGCAGCACAUGAAGAGGGAAAAUUUAAGACACUCGAAGCUGCAAAGCAGCCCGAUACCAUACGAGAUGCAGAUGGUCCUACCAAGACCAGGAAAUACAAUAGGAAGCAUAUGGAGGCGGCCGUCGAGAUGUAUCUAGCAGGGAGACCAAUGAGCGAGGUGACACAGCGCUUCCCACUGCUGCAUCAACGAACCAUUCGUCGUCGGGUGUUGCGUGUACAACGAGGAGAAGUUGAUAAGAGAAGAGGGCCGAGACCACUCCUAGAAGGAGAACCAGAACAAGAAUUGGUAAACUGGAUUCUGGACAUGCAAAGUCGAGGCACAAAAGUCACUAAGAAGGACAUUCUAGCCCGAGCGAACGAGCACUAUCGCGCGUUAACUGGAAAAACUGGUGAGAAACUCAAGGACGGAUGGCUACGUAGAUUUAAAGAGAGACAUCCCGUGUUAUCCGGUCGAGCACCAGCCGCCCAACAAGAAGACUCGGGCACAGAGGAUGAAAAGUUUUCAUCUAAUGGGGAUAACGAGUCGCCUAGUAGCUCACCGUCUAAGGAAGUUAUUGAGAAGAAGCGUGAGUCUCAACACAAGCGCGAGAUACUAAGAGAAGCUGAAGAUUCUGCAUCACCAAAGAGACUAAAGACAGAGGAAGUGGUCUCGAGUGACACAACUCGACGUGGUUCCAUCUUGCCAGAGCGACGACAGAGUGAUAAAGAAGAAAGCAUUGCAAAGCUUGACGCUAUCAUGGAGUCCAAUAAGCGACUGGAGGCCAUGCAGCGUCAACAACUCGAGAUGCUCCAACAACUUUCUACUCUACCAACAAGCUGUUCCCGUGUGUGUGGCGAGUAUGAGCAAUGUUUUGUGUACAACAACGCCGAGUAUUGCGCGCCACUGUGCGCUCCAGGCCGAUGCAACGACAAUGAGACGUGCAUCUUACGAGGUGUGGUGCCCUGUACAAGCGAUCCAUGCAUACCCCAAGCUGUCUGCGAACCUAAACAAUCCGUCAUUAACAUGACCACCUCGACAGCAUGUAAACUCAACUGCCAACUCAUAAGCUCCCCAGUCUGCGGCUCCGACAACGUAUCCUAUGCAAACUCGUGCUUUCUCAAGGAAGCUCGAUGUUCUACUGGCAACUCGGAUCUCCACGUAGUGUCUCGUGGUCUUUGUGAAAGUGAAAAAGCUCUCAACGCACAGUAUAACCCACCAGUACCACGUCCCAGUACGAGCGAUUGCUUGGACACAAGCACGUGUGCGGAUGUACUAGAUCCGGUCUGUACGAGUGCAGGCACAAUGCAGAACUUGUGCUACUUCAGACGACAGCAACGCUGCAACCAGAACACAAUGCUGAUCCGUUCCGGAUCAUGCGAAGACACCAAUGUGAUGCCGCUAUGUCCAGCUACUUGCACGCAAACGUACAGUCCAGUUUGCGCUUCCAACGGCCAGCUAUACGGGAACGAGUGUCUAUUCCGUCAAGCCAAAUGUGCACGUCGCGACCUGCUUGCAGUCAACAUCGAGCCUCGAGUGCUGUCAGAAUGUAACGAGUAA
Phytophthora nicotianae INRA-310 is the source of this 1893-nucleotide messenger RNA. RefSeq lists its product as hypothetical. The record is from RefSeq and is a predicted model, not a curated record. Bases 1 to 1893 code for a protein of 630 amino acids. Gene Ontology annotation, molecular function: protein binding. Lineage: Eukaryota; Oomycota; Peronosporomycetes; Peronosporales; Peronosporaceae. The transcript has 2 exons.